CAUAAGUAUGCUUUAUUUGUUUUAACUGCCCUAGACCCUGAUGACCCUGAAUUCGUUAGACAACUUUUAAGACCUGCUGAGAUAAAAGAAGAUGUGAACCUAAUGUCCCAUAAAAAGCGCGUUUCGUUAAUUUUAAAAUCGGAUCUCUUUCGUAAGGAGCUUGAGGAAGUCAUCCAGUCGCAGAUGAAAUCCGGCGAAUUCCCAGGGCUGAGUACCAGCCUUCUUUCCUUGCAACAUAUUUCAGAUAUGUUUGUAUCUGCCCCUGGAAAACAACCCUCUUCCGGUGGUGGCUUUAGCAAAGGCGGUGGAGUCAUUCCCAUCAACGACCUUCGUGGUGGUACUGUCGCCGCUUAUCCUCGGAAUGAGCGAAUGCUAAGGUGCAAAUUAGCGUCGGUCCAUCGUCUCAUCGAUCUAUUUGGCUGGAGCACAAACAUUUACACUAGUGUCACUGUCCGCAUCAGCCGAAAUCAUGAACAUUUUCUGAUUAAACCUCUUGGCUUGCUUUAUCAUGAAGUAACUGCUUCGUCUCUUCUAAGAGUUGAUUCCAAAGGUGAGGUUUGGGAUGGAGGAUCUACAAUUCUUGGAAUUAAUUUAUCCGGCUGGCUCUUGCAUUCUUCAGUCUUUGCUUCGCGACCGGAUAUAAGGUGUAUUAUACAUCUUGAUACUCCAGCGACGAUUGCUAUUUCGUGUAUGAAGUCUGGAUUACUACCGAUAUGCCAAGAAGCAAUGAUUUUGGGCGAAGUCUCUUAUUUUGCUGAUUAUAAUCCUAUCUCAAUGCCCAUGAGUGGAGCCCCUGCUCAUUCCUUAAGCUAUGGAAGUUCGGAUAAUGGUGAUUUCAGUCAUUUUGUUACGACAGCACUUAUGGAACAACGAGACAAAGUCCAUGAGGCACUUGGACCUACUGCUCGCAUUUUUUUUGUUCGCGGCCGAGGGCUGUUUGCCCUUGGCGAGUCAGUUGAGGAAACUUGGCAUUACGCUACUAACGCUGUGGUUGCUUGUGAGACUCAAUUGCUGCUUGCCUCAUUA
This is a messenger RNA of Protopolystoma xenopodis, 1026 nucleotides long. NCBI's taxonomy places the organism in Eukaryota, Metazoa, Platyhelminthes, Monogenea, Polystomatidea, Polystomatidae. The record is from the annotation of a GenBank genome assembly.